Messenger RNA from Mercurialis annua (annual mercury), 516 nucleotides. RefSeq names its product heavy metal-associated isoprenylated plant protein 21-like. Gene Ontology annotation, molecular function: metal ion binding. The coding region runs from base 66 to 512 and encodes 148 amino acids. The record is from RefSeq and is a predicted model, not a curated record. NCBI's taxonomy places the organism in Eukaryota, Viridiplantae, Streptophyta, Magnoliopsida, Malpighiales, Euphorbiaceae. The transcript has 3 exons.
AUUCUAUUGUGAACUUCUCUCUCAUAAAAACUUUCUUGGUUUCUUUGUGGUAAAGAGAAGCAAAAAUGGGCGCUCUUGAUUAUAUCUCUAACUUUUGCACUGUCACCACCACAAGAAGUAGAACCAAACGCAAACCAAUGCAGACAGUUGAAAUCAAAGUGAAAAUGGACUGUGAUGGGUGUGAAAGAAGAGUUAAACAAGCUGUUACUUCCAUGAAAGGUGUAAAAAGAGUGGAAGUGAUAAGAAAAGAAAGCAAGGUGGUAGUAAAUGGAUAUGUGGAUCCAAACAAGGUGUUAAAGAGAGUAAAGAGCACAGGCAAAAGAGCUGAAUUUUGGCCAUAUAUCCCUCAGCAUCUGGUUCACUAUCCUUAUGUAGCUGGUGCCUAUGACAAGUUUGCACCCAGUGGCUAUGUUAGGAAUGUUGUUCAAGCUCAUCCUCCCUCCACUGCCCCUGAAGAUAACAUGGUCUCUAUUUUUAGUGAUGAUAAUGUCAAUGCUUGUUCUAUUAUGUAAUAAU